CAAUGCGACUUCAAGGACCAGCCGGCUCGCCAUAACUGGGCAGCAUGUCCAUCGUGUACACGCUUGUGGCUCGUCAGCAGAACGUGCUGUGCGAGCACACAGAUCAGAGCGGCAACUUCCCCACAGUCACACGUGCUGUGCUUAAGAAUCUGGCGCAGCACGAGCCCAGCGCAUCGGCUCCGGCCUCCAAGAGUGUGUUCCCGUACAACGAGUUCAAUUUCUUUUUCCUGUACGAUGAUGGAAUCACGUACAUGUGUAUGGCAGAGGAGCGUGUGCACGCGAAUGUGGCGUUCAUGAUGCUGGCGGAAAUGCAGACCAUGUUCCUGGCCAAGUACAAGCAGCAGGCGCAGACAGCACUGGCGUAUGCCAUGACCUCCUUUAACCCGACGCUCGACUCGCUCAUGAAGAAAUACGAUAACUACAAAUUGGAGACGCCAAUGUCGAUGGUUCGGCAGAAGAUGGAGCGUGUUAAGACUCUCAUGAUAGACAACGUCAACCAGUUGAUGGAACGAGGAGAAAAGAUCGAGCUGCUGGUCACGAGAACGAAUAAACUACAGCAGGAUGCAAUGAAGUAUGAAAAAUCGGCAAAGAAGCUCAAGAAUGCGUUUUGGUGGAUGAACGUCAAGUACUGGAUCUACGUCACCUUGGCCUUGGCUGUACUUGCGCUUAUCGUGACGUUCAUGAUUUGUGGGACUGACUUGUCCAGUUGUGCGGCACGGAUUGGAAGCCAGGCAGAAGACGGAAUAGACAAGGUCGCAGCUAAAGCCUCCGGGGCGACAGCUGAUGCCAUGGACAAAGCAUCUACGGGUAUCGCAGGCGGCAGUUAGUUAGGUGAAACUAAUGGAACCCUUUUUUGGUCUUUUCAUUAGUUGGUAAGAGCACUAACGCCGUAGACUUGUCUGCUGAACGUCGAAAGCUAUGACACUGUGCCCACUUAUCACCAG
Molecule: messenger RNA, 944 nt
Organism: Phytophthora nicotianae INRA-310
Lineage: Eukaryota; Oomycota; Peronosporomycetes; Peronosporales; Peronosporaceae
Exons: 2
Coding region: 45-827 (260 amino acids)
Biological process (GO): vesicle-mediated transport
Cellular component (GO): membrane
Source: RefSeq, a predicted model, not a curated record